Molecule: messenger RNA, 498 nt
Organism: Penicillium cataractarum
Lineage: Eukaryota; Fungi; Ascomycota; Eurotiomycetes; Eurotiales; Aspergillaceae
Product: 60S ribosomal protein uL11
Exons: 3
Coding region: 1-498 (165 amino acids)
Biological process (GO): translation
Cellular component (GO): ribosome; cytosolic large ribosomal subunit
Molecular function (GO): structural constituent of ribosome; large ribosomal subunit rRNA binding
Source: RefSeq, a predicted model, not a curated record
AUGCCUCCCAAGUUCGACCCCAAUGAGGUGAAGAUCAUUCACCUGCGUGUGACUGGUGGUGAGGUCGGCGCCCAGUCUGCGCUCGCCCCCAAGAUCGGUCCUCUGGGUCUGUCUCCCAAGAAGAUCGGUGAAGACAUUGCCAAGAACACUGGUGACUGGAAGGGUCUCCGUGUGACUGUCAAGCUCACCAUCCAGAACCGUCAGGCUGCUGUCUCUGUCGUUCCCUCCGCCUCUUCCCUGGUUAUCAAGGCUCUCAAGGAGCCUCCUCGUGACCGCAAGAAGGAGAAGAACAUCAAGCACUCCAAGUCCAUCCCCUUCGAUGACAUUGUUGAGAUCGCCCGCCAGAUGAAGCACCGCUCCAUGGCCAAGUCUCUCCAGGGUGUUGUCCUCGAGAUCCUCGGUACUGCUUUCUCCGUCGGCUGCCAGGUCGAUGGCCGCAGCCCCAAGGAUGUCUCUGACGAUGUCAAGGCUGGUGAGAUUGACGUUCCUGAGGAAUAA